CUAAACAUCAUAGACAGGUUCAUCAACACUCUCUGGAAGAACUCACAUGUGAUGGUUGGUUAGCAGAUCCACCCUUUCGAUCACCACUCCAACAUCCUCUGAUUUCUCUCACAGCUUCCCCCCACCGUCGACGUUCUAAUGGUAAAAUGACCUCUCAAAGAGCAAUGGUGUUGCUUUCACUGGAUGCUGAAGCAGUCGGCUCACUCAAAGACGGAGUCAAUUUCAAGAAAAACCCAGAAGACGGAAAAUGUUACAUCAUACACAAGACCAGCCAUGGCCUUAAAGCAUGCAAGAACCAGUGCAAACACCAGGGAGGCUUGUUCAUCAAGGACAUUGAAGACCUGAAUGGCAGGACUGUUAAAUGCACAAAACACAACUGGAAGUUAAAUGUGUCAACGAUGAAAUAUGUGAAUCCACCUGACAGCUUCUUGCAGGACGAGCUGGAAGUAGAGAUUUUGGAUGAUGGGGGGCUUCAGCUGAUUGAGUUGAGCCCCAUCGACCCAUGGCUGGAUGACCCUCGAGAGCCUCUGGAGCUCCAGGAAGGAGAAGUCAAAGUGACGUACUUGACCCACGCCUGCAUGGAGCUGCAGCUGGGGCCGAGGCGCUUCAUGUUCGACCCGUGGUUGAAGGGUCCUGCAUUUGCCAGAGGCUGGUGGCUUCUCCAUGAGCCUCCAGCAGACUCCCUGGACAGACUGUGUGCAGCAGAUCUCAUCUACAUCAGCCAUAUGCACUCAGACCACCUCAGUUACCCCACACUGAAAGUCUUGUCAGAGAGGAGGCCAGAUGUCCCCAUUUAUGUGGGUGACACAUCAAGAGCUGUCUUUUGGUAUUUGGAGCAAAGUCAAGUCAAGCUGACCAACAUCAACAUUGUUCCUUUUGGAGUCUGGCAAAAUAUUGACGAGGACCUGAGAUUCAUGAUCCUGAUGGAUGGUGUGCAUCCAGAAAUGGACACCUGCAUCAUUGUUGAAUAUAAAGGUCACAUGAUCCUGAACACUGUGGACUGCACCAGGCCAAACGGGGGCCGGCUACCACAGAAUGUGGACUUAAUGAUGAGUGACUUCGCUGGGGGUGCAUCUGGAUUCCCCAUGACGUUCAGCGGGGGGAAAUACAGUGAUUCCUGGAAGGAAGACUUUAUCAAGAACGAAAGGAAGAAGCUGCUGAACUACAAAGCUCUGCUGGUGAAGUCCCAGCAGCCGGCGAUCUACUGCCCGUUCGCUGGCUAUUUUGUGGAGGCUCAUCCAUCAGACAGAUACAUUAGGGAUACAAAUAUUAAGAACAGUGCAGAGGACCUCAAUGCGCUCAUCAAUAAGCUCGGACCAAACAUCAAGACAUGGACGCCCAAACCAGGAAGUGUUCUGGACCUCGGCCUCGCUCUGAGAGACCCCACUAACAGUGACGCCAUCACCAAUCCUCCAGCUGGUGCAAAAAUCUACAAGGACAGUUGGGAUUUCGACUUGUAUGUGGAUGAACUUAACAGCGCCAUCAGCUGUGAGAUAUUUAAACAUCAAAGCUGGAUCCAGUUUUAUUACACCUGGGCAGGCUUUCAAAACUACAACCUUGUUGUGCGGGUGAUCGAGACAGAUGAUGAAUUUGAAACCCUAACUGAUGGCUAUGACUACUUGGUGGACUUUUUGGAUCUGUCGUUCCCCACCAAGAGACCUGACAGAGAGCACUCCUACAUAGAGGUUAAAAACAGGAUUGGGGUGAUGAGAUACGUGGUGCUGCACGGUCGUCUCUGGGAUGAUCUGUACAUCGGCUUCCAGAACCGCAUAAGCCGAGACCCGGAUAUUUACCACCACAAGUUCUGGAACCACUUCCAGACAGAGUUACCAGUUGACAGGCCAGACUGGGACCAGUUCCUGCAGCAGGAGACUUCCAUCCAGGAGCCUGACACACCACAAUAGGAGCCAAAGAAAUGGAGCUAUUGUGUAGUGUUAUGAUUAUGUAUAAUUGGCAGAUAAAAGAUCAAGUAAUUUUUUUUUUGUAUGUUAGAUUUAUAACUUCCAUGCCAGCCAAUACAUUACAUUACAACAUUAACAUGAGGUGUCCUUCUGGCUGCAGAAGUUACGUUACCAUGGUAAUCUUAGAACUUUGAUGAUUGCAUUAAUCAUUGUUAGUAUGUGUCUUUGCCAAUCAUAUUUUUAUGUUAGUAAAGUGAAGUUUUUGUUGUUGUGAAGCCCAGUUUGACAUUAAAUGUCCCAACAGGCUGUUCAGGCCGAAAACAUGAAGCCUUGCUGACACAGCAGAAGUUCAAUAAGAAGACGAAAUUCAUCUGUUUUACCGGGCAGUUACUGUAUUUUAUCUGUGUUAUGUUUGAUUUGUAACCCUGUAGGCUGUGUGUUGGUUAUGGAUUAUGUAUUAGGUAUGAUUAGGUAAUGGGUAUGUAUGGGCCACUAGUCCAUAUUUUAGAAGUACUGUAUUUGGAGUCUUGGCUUACUUUAUACAGUCAACCUAGUGCAAUGAUACAGUAUGAGGGUGUCAGAGUUCAGGGAAGUGUAUUAAUCAUGUCAUUUAUCAUUAAUAAUCAAUGGAUGCACUAUCAAAUAGAAAACAAAGAUUAAAGUGUUAGUGGUGUUCCUUGUUGUUGUUCCUUAUUAACACUGUCAGUGUGUGACCACAGAAAAUGUGACCUGUGACAAAUUGCAUUUAUUUUUUGUAUA
Molecule: messenger RNA, 2660 nt
Organism: Perca fluviatilis (European perch)
Lineage: Eukaryota; Metazoa; Chordata; Actinopteri; Perciformes; Percidae
Gene: cmah
Product: cytidine monophospho-N-acetylneuraminic acid hydroxylase
Exons: 16
Coding region: 147-1904 (585 amino acids)
Molecular function (GO): 2 iron, 2 sulfur cluster binding
Source: RefSeq, a predicted model, not a curated record